This is a messenger RNA of Branchiostoma floridae (Florida lancelet), 2208 nucleotides long. RefSeq names its product transcription initiation factor TFIID subunit 4-like. Gene Ontology annotation, cellular component: transcription factor TFIID complex. Gene Ontology annotation, molecular function: DNA binding; RNA polymerase II general transcription initiation factor activity. NCBI's taxonomy places the organism in Eukaryota, Metazoa, Chordata, Leptocardii, Amphioxiformes, Branchiostomatidae. Bases 128 to 1180 code for a protein of 350 amino acids. The record is from RefSeq and is a predicted model, not a curated record. Gene Ontology annotation, biological process: transcription initiation at RNA polymerase II promoter; DNA-templated transcription. The transcript has 6 exons.
ACUUGAUUCAAGAAGACGACGUGCGAAUAACGAAGACCAAGUUGUUGCUGGCACAUCCGGGAACAGCAACAGUGCAGGAAAGAAAAGGAAGAAAGACAAAGAGGCACAGGGCAACCAACAACAUCCCAUGGCCAGUAAUACUGCCUCCUCGCCGUUGAUGUCUUCAACACUGGGUACAGCAGUGGUACAGCCACCUGCGCAGUCCAGCCUGACCCUCACAGCGGAGGCUAUAGAGAACGUGAAGAAGUGUAAGAACUUCCUUACGACCGUGGUGAAGCUGGCCAGCAGUUCUAACCAACCGCCUGAGAGGGCCAAGAACGUCAAGGAACUGGUGCAGAAUCUCCUGGAUGCUAAGAUAGAGCCAGAGGAGUUCACCCUCAAACUGCAAACCGAGUUUAAGUCCUCCCCACAGCCGUACCUAGUUCCCCUUCUGAAGAAAACUCUACCGUAUGUCCGACAAGGUCUGGCAAAAAGAGGUGCGAUAGGCGGAAUGCAGAUUCCUCCACAGACCCCGUCCUUUGCACAAGCUCCGGUUGCCAUGACGACGUCGUUGGUGGCGUCCACGUCCAUCAGCCGCCAGUCGGUGGUGGUGACCACACAGAGCCAACACCCACCCAACGUCAGACAACAGGCAGCCAUCAAUACUGCUCAGAUGACGGUCAAUCCUAAUCUUGACUUAGGAACAACAUCCGUGACAUCAGGAGGACUUCCACCUACGACAGCACAAAUCCCCACAGCACCAAGCUUAGGGACCUCACUGCCACCCCAAGUGGCUCGAACGGUUUCUCAGGCAUCUACAGGUGUUGGUGGCUCAUACGGACUCCAAAAUAUGACAGCAUCCACUCCUACUCAACUAAACACAAGGAAUCUUGAACGUAUGCCGCUACCAGCCCCUCCUAUUCGCCAUGUACAUCCAGGCAUGGUCAUUCCCUUUGUACGUCCAAACAGGACAACAGCAUCACCGACACUACCUACUGCGCUGCCACCAUCUUCAGUAACACGAGGAACAACAACUCUUACAACAGGGGAACUUCCAUAUACAACACCACAGAUCCCUACAGCACGGAGGUCAGGGACUGUACCUGUACCACGGCAAGCGGCUCCGACGGAUCGUCAGGAACCUAAUAACGAACAGUUUCCUUACAGUCCGUUAGUAUUUUCAGUGCCUUAUCAUCGCUAGAUACAGGCAGAUAGCUUAGCGAAGGGCAAGUCACCUAGGAAGUAGUUGUUCAUUUCUUAAGUACACUUGUUCUGCCAAAUCUUUAAAUGUUUCAUGGAACAUGUACAUAAUGACAUAUAAAAGGAGGCUAUUUCUGUAUCUAGAUAGAGCAAUAAACCAUACCGUAAACAUAUUCUUUUUUCUACUAAAACUGAAAAGCGAGAAGUUGAGUUUAUCUAAUGAUAUUUUUAUUUUUACCUGUUGAGUGUAUAUGUUCAACAUGUUUUGUUGUGAUAUUUACUUAGCACAGUGAGGCAAAAAUGUGUAAUGAAUGAUUUCAUUCAUUCAUUCAUUAUGGUAUUCAUGGAAAUUGAACUUUUCUGUUACAAAUCAGAGCAUUAACGUGUAGCGCACCGACAAAUGACCUCUUUGUUUACUACCUGUGUGACCUCACCUGCAUCUGACGUCACAGAUCGCUAGGAUACCAUGUCAAGGCGAGGUCACCACGUACGUGUCAAUAGAAAGUGAAAGAGCGUCUGUCGCGUUUUGGCAAUUUUUUACGCAAAAUUGGACUUUUUAUAGGCGCUAACUAUAGUGAAUCGGUAGCAGAAAUGCUGAUAGACCUUACUGUUGGAACAGGUUCCAUUGAAGAGGGUUUGAUUCAUCACGAUGGACCACAAGUUUGUGUUGAAGACUCAGUUCGUGAAAGAGAACUAGUCUAGUCCAACGAGCCGCCAUGUUGGACAACUUUGCAAUGGAUUUGUGAUUACGAAGGACAUUACUGUGGCUAAAAGAAGAUUAUAUAAGACUGGAAGCUCGGUUUGAAAAUACUUGGAAUGCUUGGGUGUAUAAAUCUGAAGAUUUCAGCAUAGAAAAUUAGGUGAGUAACAUGAGAUACAGUGUUACAUGUAUGUGUGCAAUGUAAGGUAGGGUACCCAUGUAAAGUAACGUUAAACUUAGAGGCUUCUAGCGAAGGCAAUGUGGAAAUAGAGUGACUCCCAUGGUCUGUAAUGUUUCGAUUUGUCACUAGAGUAAUCAAUAUUAAGAAG